UUGCUCUGAAAAAAACAAAGCACACCCUUUUCCUUUCUUGCAAAAAUUCUUGCUUUUGCUCUUUAUUGUUUUCUUUUUUUCUGGGUCUUCCUCGAAAAGUCCUCUCUUUGCAGAUGCUGACGAUUCCCUCCUGAGUCUCCAAAGUCGCGUCCUCCUCUGUCUGAAUGCUCUGUUGUUGUAAAGACGUCUCUCGCACGGUCUCGCCCGCAAGUCCUCGACGUCAUCCAUUCAAAGUCGCAAUUUUUUUAGCACGGAUGGAUCCUCCUCCUCUACUCGUUCAUACCCUUUUUCUUAAUUAGCAAGACAAUCCACUCCCGAGUAUUUUUUAUUCGUUCCUAAUCCCCUCUCUCUGGCCUCUGAAAUUCAGCUCCAUUGUUCUUGGGAUCUCUUGUUGGGUAAGUCUCUCUUGCACGACCAGCUCCAUUUGCACAACCAUGGAUGACAUGAAAGAUAAAGUCAAGGGGUUCAUGAAGAAAGUCAACAACCCCUUCUCCGCCUCCUCCUCUACUGGCAAAUUCAAGGGUCAAGGCAGAGUUUUGGGUUCGUCUUCGUCUGGUCCCGCCAAUCCGAUCCCUGCACGCCCUUCUCAAUCUAUCCGUAGUCACCCAAUUCCAGCACCAGCUCAAAUCAGUAAUCCUAGACCUUCUCAGCCCCCUAAAACCGCAGUUUCGGAUCAGAACAAGCUCGAAAUCGCGCGUAAUGUGGAGCCGGAUCGGAAACCGGCUAACGGGUUCGAUCCGUUUGAUUCUCUUAUCACUACUGGAAAGAGAUCUCAGAAUGGGUAUUCGUUGAAUAUAGUUGAGUGCCCCAUUUGCAAUAGAUCUUUCCGGUCUGAAGAGGAAGUUUCCCAACAUGUGGAUAGUUGUGUUGCUGAAAAUCAGGUUGAGUAUGAUAAUGUCGGUGCAUCGGGGUUGCCAAGUGAUGAAGCGGACGGAAGGAGUGAAUUGGAGUCCUGUGUUGGCACUUUUGUGUCGGCGAAGCCACCAGAGAGUUCAGUUGAUGUCGUGCUUAAGUUGUUUAGGAAUAUAGCUAAGGAACCAGAAAAUACAAAGUUUAGGAGGAUAAGAAUGAGCAAUCCUAAGAUUAGGGAAGCUAUUGGAGAUGUUGCAGGAGGGGUUGAGUUGUUGGAAUUUGUUGGGUUCGAGUUAAAAGAAGAGGGCGGGGAGAUGUGGGCCGUGAUGGAUCAACCUGGCGAGGAGCAGAUACGAAUGAUUAAUAAGGCUGCGGUUUUACUGGAACCAAAGAAGUUUGAAGAAACUAAAAACGUUGAUGAUGCCCCUGCUGUGGUCCCUUCCGUAGUAGACAAACCAAUGGAAAAGGAGAAGAUCGAUAGGCAGAUUCGGGUGUUCUUUUCCGUGCCUGAAAGUAUAGCAGCGAGAAUUGAGCUACCGGAUUCUUUUUAUAAUCUUUCAAUGGAUGAGGUGAGACGAGAAACAGAAAUGAGGAAGAAGAAGAUGGCAGAGUCUCAGCUUUUGAUCCCCAAGUCAUACAGGGAAAAGCAGCUGAAGGCCGGAAGGAAGAGGUACACCAGAACCGUCAUCCGUUUUCAGUUUCCGGAUGGAGUGGUUCUUCAAGGUGUCUUUGCUCCUUGGGAGCUAACAGGUUCUUUGUAUGAGUUUGUAAGCUCAUCGCUCAAGGAUCCCUGUCUGGAGUUCGAGCUGAUGCAUCCCGUGGUCAUCAAACGGCGUGUGAUCCCACAUUCGCCCGAACCUGGCCAAAGAGCGAUGACUCUCCAUGACGAGGAUUUGGUCCCUUCGGCUCUCAUCAAGUUCAGACCAAUUGAAACCGAUUCCGUGGUCUUCACCGGACUCCGGAACGAACUCCUCGAAAUCAGCGAACCCCUUCAAUAGUCCUGACUCCCAAGCCCGAAAACUUCUACCUCGACCAUUUGCAGCUGCCCGUCUCGCCGUUCCAGAUCCUCUGGCUCUUGGAGACGUCAGAAGAUUGUAUGCACCUCUAUUCACGUGUUUCUGUAUGCGCUUUGUUACAGACAUUGUUGUACAUGACUCUUGAUGGAUGAGAGCGUCAUAAUCGUGUACAGACCCAGAAUCAUACCUCAACUCAACAUCGUGUAUUACAAAGAAAUCAAUAUUUGUCCGAGAGCCAAUGCUAUAACUUCCCAUGGCUCUACUGUAUACUCCAAAACUCGAUUUAACUUGAUUUUGGUUCUCAGUAUAUACUUCAGGAUCGAACAUUCGAUAAUUCUGCACAUAUUAAGACUUGUCUACUAAA
Syzygium oleosum is the source of this 2232-nucleotide messenger RNA. RefSeq names its product plant UBX domain-containing protein 2. Gene Ontology annotation, biological process: DNA repair; defense response to fungus. The record is from RefSeq and is a predicted model, not a curated record. Gene Ontology annotation, molecular function: DNA binding. The coding region runs from base 435 to 1850 and encodes 471 amino acids. The transcript has 3 exons. NCBI's taxonomy places the organism in Eukaryota, Viridiplantae, Streptophyta, Magnoliopsida, Myrtales, Myrtaceae.